Messenger RNA from Sapajus apella (tufted capuchin), 4251 nucleotides. It is a transcript of the gene HPS5, whose product is annotated as HPS5 biogenesis of lysosomal organelles complex 2 subunit 2. Gene Ontology annotation, molecular function: protein binding. The coding region runs from base 184 to 3576 and encodes 1130 amino acids. Gene Ontology annotation, cellular component: cytoplasm. The transcript is spliced from 23 exons. The record is from RefSeq and is a predicted model, not a curated record. NCBI's taxonomy places the organism in Eukaryota, Metazoa, Chordata, Mammalia, Primates, Cebidae. Gene Ontology annotation, biological process: developmental pigmentation.
UCGUCACGUGACAAGGAAGUGCCGUUAGUAGCGUUGUCCCCAGGUCCGCGGCUCUCCUGGAUGACGUCAGCAAGGAAGGGGGGAACGGGAGGAGAGACUGGAGACUGAAGUUCGCGUUCCGCUGUUAGUGCAUGGUGAGGAAUACUGUACCUAUCAUUCAACAAGUUUCAGCUUUCUGGCUAAAUGACUUUUGUGCCAGUGAUACCAGAGUCCUACAGCCAUGUUCUCGCAGAGUUUGAGUCUCUGGAUCCGUUACUCUCAGCCCUGCGGCUGGACUCCAGUCGUCUAAAGUGCACAAGCAUAGCCGUGUCACGGAAAUGGUUGGCUUUGGGCAGUUCUGGAGGAGGACUCCAUCUCAUUCAGAAAGAAGGCUGGAAGCACAGGCUUUUUCUUUCACACAGGGAAGGUGCAAUUUCUCAAAUCGCCUGUUGUUUACAUGAUGAUGAUUAUGUUGCUGUAGCUACCAGUCAAGGUCUUGUAGUUGUUUGGGAAUUAAAUCAAGAGCGUCGUGGGAAACCAGAACAAAUUUAUGUGUCUUCAGAACACAAAGGCCGAAAAGUCACAGCGCUCUGUUGGGAUACAGCUAUCCUUAGAGUUUUUGUAGGUGAUCAUGCUGGGAAGGUUUCUGCCAUCAAACUCAAUGCUUCUAAACAAGCAAAGGCAGCUGCUGCUUUUGUGAUGUUUCCUGUUCAGACAAUAACAACAGUUGACUCCUGUGUUGUACAGUUAGAUUAUUUGGAUGGAAGGCUACUUAUAUCUUCACUUACUCGAUCCUUCUUGUGUGACACUGAAAGAGAAAAGUUUUGGAAAAUCGGAAACAAGGAAAGAGAUGGGGAAUAUGGAGCUUGCUUCUUUCCUGGAAGAUGUUCUGGGGGCCAGCAACCUCUCAUAUUUUGUGCUCGCCCAGGCUCUAGGAUGUGGGAAGUGAACUUUGAUGGAGAAGUUUUAAGUACACAUCAGUUCAAGAAACUUCUCUCAUUGCCACCUCUCCCUGUGAUUACUCUAAGAUCAGAACCUCAGUAUGAUCAUACAGUUGGAGCCUCUCAAUCUCUGUCUUUCCCUAAACUCUUACAUCUUAGUGAGCAUUGUGUGCUGACUUGGACAGAAAGAGGAAUUUAUAUUUUCAUUCCUCAGAAUGUUCAAGUACUUCUUUGGAGUGAAGUCAAAGAUAUUCAGGAUGUGGCUGUCUGCAAGAAUGAAUUGUUCUGUUUGCACCUAAAUGGAAAAGUCUCACAUCUCUCCUUGAUAUCUGUGGAGCGCUGUGUGGAACGCCUGCUAAGAAGAGGGCUAUGGAACCUGGCUGCUCGCACAUGCUGUCUUUUUCAAAAUUCUGUCAUUGCCAGCAGAGCAAGAAAAUCUUUGACUGUAGAUAAAUUAGAGCAUUUGAAAUCUCAGCUGGACCAUGCCACCUACAGUGAUCUAAUUUCUCAACUGGAGGAAUUGAUCUUAAAAUUUGAACCUUUGGAUUCAGCUUGUAGCAGUAGAAGAAGCUCCAUUUCAUCACAUGAAAGUUUCAGCAUCUUGGACUCUGGUAUUUAUCGUGUCAUUAGUAGUAGAAGAGGCAGUCAGUCAGAUGAAGACUCUUGCUCUCUUCACAGCCAAACCCUCUCAGAAGAUGAGAGAUUUAAAGAAUUCACCUCACAGCAAGAAGGGGACCUGCCAGAUCAGUGCUGUGGCUCACAUGCAAAUGAAGACAAUGUUUCUCACGCUCCAGUGAUGUUUGAGACAGAUAAGAAUGAAACUUUUCUUCCCUUCGGUAUUCCGUUACCAUUUCGUUCCCCAUCUCCUCUUGUGUCUCUUCAAGCUGUCAAAGAAAGUGUUUCUAGCUUUGUGCGAAAAACUACUGAGAAGAUUGGCACCCUUCACACAAGCCCUGAUCUGAAAGUGAGACCAGAGCUCAGGGGUGAUGAGCAAUCAUGUGAAGAGGCUGUGAGUUCAGAUAUCUGCCCAAAGGAGGAAGACAUUGAGGAGGAUAAAGAGGUAACUAGUCUACCUCCGGAAGAAGACAGGUUCCAGGAGCUUAAAGUAGCAACAGCACAAGCAAUGACCAAGCUACAGGACCCUCUGGUUUUAUUUGAACCUGAGUCUCUGAGAAUGGUUUUACAGGAGUGGCUUUCACAUUUAGAAGAAGCAUUUGCCAUGAAGGACUUUUCAGCAGUUUCAGAUACUGACAACUCAUCCACGAAAUCGAACCAGGAUGUACUCUUGGUUAAUGAAUCAAAAAAAGGAAUAUUAGAUGAACACAAUGAAAAAGAAAAAAGGGACUCUUUAGGCAAUGAAGAAACUGUUGAUAAAACAGUAUGUGAAUGUGUAAGGAGUCCAAGGGAGCCUUUGGAUGUUGACCUGUUUCAAAUAUGUUCUCCAUGCACCAUUCCAAGUGGUCUUCAGAAUGACCUGGCUGAAUUGACAACAUUGUGUUUGGAGUUGAAUGUAUUGAAUUCUAAGAUCAAAAUCACCAGCGGACAUGUGGACCACACUUUGCAACAGUACUCUCCUGAGAUUCUGGCUUGCCAGUUCCUGAAGAAAUACUUUUUUCUCCUGGACUUGAAAAGAGUGAAGGAGAGUAUCAAGCUUAGUUACACUAAUAGCCCUUCUGUUUGGGAUACUUUUAUUGAAGGAUUGAAAGAAAUGGCAAGUUCCAAUCCUGUGUAUAUGGAGAUGGAAGAAGGAGAUCUCCCAACAAGACUUAAGUUACUAGAUGCUGCAGUUCCUUUUGACAGUCCAGUGUUGAUUGCUUAUGCUACCAGGUUAUAUGAGAAGUUUGGGGAAUCUGCCCUUCGAUCCUUAAUCAAGUUCUAUCCAUCCAUUUUGCCAUCGGAUAUCAUACAACUUUGUCAUCAUCACCCUGCUGAGUUUUUGGCCUAUUUAGACAGUCUGGUGAAAUCAAGGCCUGAAGAUCAGCGGUCAUGUUUUCUUGAGUCCCUUCUGCAACCAGAGUCUUUAAGGUUGGAUUGGCUGCUUUUGGCAGUGUCCUUUGAUGCUCCACCAAUCACCAGCAUAAUGGAUGAUGAAGGUUAUCCCAGGCCUCAUUCACACUUGCUUUCUUGGGGUUACAGUCAGCUGAUCCUUCAUCUAAUUAAACUUCCUGCAGAGUUUAUAACCAAAGAGAAAAUGAUUGACAUCUGCAGGUCUUAUGGUUUCUGGCCUGGAUAUCUAACUCUCUGUUUGGAGCUGGAGAGAAGAAGAGAGGCUUUCACCAAUAUUGUGUAUCUGAAUGAUAUGAGCCUGAUGGAAGGGGACAAUGGUUGGAUCCCAGAGACUAUGGAGGAAUGGAAGCUUCUCCUUCAUCUCAUACAGAGCAAGAGCACGAAGCCAGGCCCGCAGGAGCCACUAAAUGGGAGCCUCGGUGAUGGGCCUUCCCCCAUCAAUGUGGAGAACGUGGCACUUCUGUUAGCUAAGUCCAUGGGCCCAGAUCGGGCUUGGUCACUGCUACAGGAAUGUGGUCUCGCCCUUGAGUUGUCAGAGAAGUUUACCAGAACCUGUGAUAUCCUGAGGAUUGCCGAGAAAAGGCAGAGGGCCUUGAUACAAAACAUGCUUGAAAAAUGUGAUCGGUUUCUCUGGUCCCAGCAGGCCUAGUGGGAGAAGAUUCAGCAGGAUGUCAUGACAUUUUGAGAAAAACUAAAUCAUGCUCCUGGACCUUCUGAAUGCUUUUGUUAUUGAAAGAAAGACGCCACACCCAAAUCCUGCCACCUUAUUGGGGCUACUUUUGUCAGUAUCUGUACCCUUGGCAUCGGCAUCUGUGACGCUUUAUCCGUGACCUCAGCAUUCCUUAACCAAAGUUUUACUCCGCAUUUCUUAACCAAAGUUGGAUUUUGAAAACAGUCAGUCCUUGUUUGCUGGAAUUAGAAUGUGAACAUCCUAGUAUUAUUCUGAACUACAGUAUUAAUUGCUUGUUGCUAGUGGAUUAGGGAGAUUCUUUUCUUACUGUGGCUUCCAUGUGGGCAGCAGAAGCUUUUCAUCCUGGUCACAUGAAGACAGAUAAUAUUAUUGACUGGAGUUGAAUUUUUUUGUAUCUUAUCUGGUACAAUCUGGAAAUUACUGAAAUAAGACCUUGUAUAAUGGAAUUAACACACCAAAUAAGUAGAACACUGAAGAUUUGAAUUAGAUAUUUAAGUAAAAUGGGACCAGGUGCAGUGGCUGAGGCAUUUAAUCCCAACUCUUUGGAAGAUCAAGAUGGAAGGAUCAUGUGAGGCCUGGAGUUCAAGACAAACCUGAGCAACAUAGUGAGAGCUCACCUGUACCAAAAAUUUA